CGCCACUAAGCAUCGGUCCGCGAAUAAAAACCCACCUCCAGCCCCGGACCAAGUACCGCAAUCGGAGCCCGCCAUGUCUAGGCAACGCGCAAUGUCCGGCACCAUACCCUCCAUGGAGACCAGCAACGAGGCCCUCAAGGACAACACCGUCAUCAUCGUCCUCGGCGCGUCGGGCGAUCUGGCCAAGAAGAAGACCUACCCGGCGUUGUUCGGUCUGUACCAGAGGGGAUUCCUCCCCACAGAUGUGCACAUCGUCGGCUACGCGCGCACGAAGAUGGACGAGGCCGAGUACCACAAGCGUACCACGUCGUACAUCAAGAACCCCAACAACGACGAGGAGAUCACGGCCAAGAUCGAAGAAUUUAAAAAGGCUACCACGUACGUCUCCGGAGACUACGAAAAGGGCGAAGCGUUCGACAACCUGAACAAGUAUAUUGAGGAGGUUGAGAAGCGUUAUCAGGGAGACCAGCGCCACCGUCUCUUCUACCUCGCGCUCCCUCCGAGUGUGUUCAUCCCUGUCGCUGCCAACCUGAAGACCCACUGCUACUCUAAACGCGGUAUCAACCGCAUCAUCGUCGAGAAGCCCUUUGGCAAGGAUACCGACUCUUGCCGUACUCUGCUCUCCUCGCUUAAGCAGCACUGGACCGAGGAUGAGACUUUCCGUAUUGACCACUACCUCGGCAAGGAGAUGGUCAAGAACUUGCUCGUCCUGCGCUUCGCCAACGUCGCUCUCGGGUCCGCUUGGGAUAAGAACUCUAUCAGUAGCGUCCAGAUCACGUUCAAGGAGCCAUUCGGUACUGAAGGCCGCGGCGGCUACUUCGACGAAUUCGGUAUGAUACGUGACGUCCUCCAGAACCAUCUCCUGCAGGUGCUCAGCGUCCUAGCGAUGGAACGUCCGGUUUCCUUCUCUGCCGAGGACAUUCGUGAUGAGAAGGCAAGUGUAGUCAGCGUCAAGGUCCUGCGUGCGAUCCCUCCCAUCGAGCGUGCGGACACCUUAUUGGGCCAAUACGUGGCUGCGAACGGCAAGCCUGGCUACCUUGACGACGACACGGUCCCGCACAACUCGGUCUGUCCCACGUUCGCCGCCACGACACUCUGGAUUCAUAAUCCCCGGUGGGAGGGCGUGCCAUUCAUUCUCAGGGCGGGCAAAGCACUCAACGAGUCCAAGGUCGAGAUCCGUAUUCAGUUCAAGGAUGUGACGCAGGGUAUCUUCAAGGAUAUUGCCCGGAACGAGCUCGUCAUUAGGAUACAGCCCUCCGAGGCCGUGUACCUCAAGAUGAACCUUAAGACGCCCGGCCUGUACACGCGUGCAAUGCCGACUGAGCUGGACCUGACCUACAAGCGCCGGUUCGCGGAGACGUACAUCCCGGAGGCGUAUGAGGCUCUCAUCCUCGACGCGCUCAAGGGCGAUCACUCCAACUUCGUCCGUGACGAUGAACUCGACGUGGCCUGGAAGAUCUUCACGCCCAUCCUGCACUGGAUAGACGGCCAGAGCGGCCCGCGCCCCCACCCCGUUGGUUACCCAUACGGCUCUAGGGGUCCCAAAGAGCUCGAGGCGUUCAUUGCCAAAUAUGGUUACAAGCGCGCUGAUCAGGGCUACGCCUGGCCCGUCACCAACCUCUCCAACCUCUAAGCCGAUAUGCUGCGUCCUGUUCGAGCCCUUGGCCUAGAUUCGCGAGAGUUAGUUGUCUGUACGAAAGAUGAUGGAAAUGACUGAGGUGCCAUGUACGAGUACGCCGCAUAUGUGAAAGCCGGAGCAUUGAUGAAAUGAAAUGAAAUACUUGUUGUAUCGUGC
Molecule: messenger RNA, 1795 nt
Organism: Punctularia strigosozonata HHB-11173 SS5
Lineage: Eukaryota; Fungi; Basidiomycota; Agaricomycetes; Corticiales; Punctulariaceae
Product: glucose-6-phosphate 1-dehydrogenase
Exons: 9
Coding region: 74-1633 (519 amino acids)
Biological process (GO): pentose-phosphate shunt, oxidative branch; glucose metabolic process
Cellular component (GO): cytosol
Molecular function (GO): glucose-6-phosphate dehydrogenase activity; NADP binding
Source: RefSeq, a predicted model, not a curated record